GGGUGGGGGUGGGGGUGGCGUGCUCCUGGCCCUCGUUUUCCGGUAGAGGGGUAACUUCCCCCAUUUUGGCCCCCACAUCCCUGGGAACCUUGGAGUCUGGCUGUGGGAGGCGGGGGCUCUGUGGGGGUCCGCGCUGGCUAGUUCCAGAGGAAUCGUUAAAAGUAGAUUCUUUCGCUCCAACUCUCCUGCCUUCUCUCGGGCCCACUGGGCACAGCGCCACCGAACGCGGGGACCCCCGGAGACUCGCCAGCUCUCCUGGAUGGGAAUUUCGUGACGUUCCCUGCCUGAGCUUUGGGGAGGGCGGGGGAGUGCUGUAAGGGACCAUCGCACAAGUGCAUCCCCCUGCUUCUGCCGCAAACGACAGGCCUCACCUGGACCCAGGGACUCUCGAACGAGAAGCGCAGGCCUAGCCCGACGGGGCGAGUCCCCCCGUCCCUGUCCGUUCCAUCGCUCAGUUCCACGACUCGCUACCCUGCAGCCCCCCCUGUUCGUGGGUGAGUGCGCGCUUCCCUCGGCUCCCCGUGUCACUUUGCAGACGCUCCCCGGCGCCGGGCAUGGGCGCCGCCGCCGUCGGUCCCCGAGCCGGAUUCCGCGCGCGGUGCCUCUGAGGCGCUCGGCUGCUGGGGUCCGCAGGAAGCCACGCCAUGAAUGACCGGACCAGCCGGAGGCGGACAAUGAAGGACGAUGAGGCUUUCGAGAUCUCCAUCCCCUUCGACGAGGCGCCCCACCUAGACUCACAGAUCUUUUACAGUCUGAGCCCCUCUCGGGGAAACUUCGAGGAGCCCCCUGAGGACACGUCCCCUACCCUGGCCCUGAUGAACAGUGUCAAGGCCCAGCUGCACAUGGCCCUGGAGAGGAACUCCUGGCUGCAGAAGCGCAUUGAGGACCUGGAGGAAGAGAGGGACUUCCUGCGCUGCCAGCUGGACAAGUUCAUCUCUUCUGCUCGGAUGGAUGCAGAGGACCACUGCCGGGUGAAGCCUGGGCCACGGCGGAUUGAGGGGGACAGCCGGGGCGGAGCUGGGUGCGAAGCCUCAGACCCCGAAUCAGCAGCCUCUUCCCUUAGCGGAGCGUCGGAAGAAGGCAGUGCCAGCGAGAAGAGGCGGCAGAAGCAGAAGGGAGGUGCCAGUCGGAGGCGCUUUGGGAAGCCCAAGGCCCGGGAGAGGCAGCGGGUGAAGGACGCUGAUGGGGUUCUCUGCCGGUACAAGAAGAUCCUGGGCACCUUCCAGAAGCUCAAGAGCAUGUCGCGGGCCUUCGAGCACCACCGCGUGGACAGGAACACCGUGGCGCUGACCACGCCCAUCGCCGAGCUGCUCAUCGUGGCCCCCGAGAAGCUGGCUGAGGUGGGCGAGUUCGACCCCUCCAAGGAGCGCCUGCUCGAGUACUCCCGCCGCUGCUUCCUGGCCCUGGACGACGAGACUCUCAAGAAGGUGCAGGCGCUCAAGAAGAGCAAGCUGCUGCUGCCCAUCACCUACCGCUUCAAGCGGUGAUCGCGCCGCGUCUCCGCGCCCCGGCCCGGGCCUCCCUCCCCCGUGGACCCGGCCCUCCCCAAGCCCCCGGUGGAUGACCCGCCCCUCUCCCCGCCGCGCCCUAUCCCUCCUCCUCGCUCCCUGGGUUGAAGGCUCCCUUAGCCGGGUCCCUCUCCCGAACGCCGGCGCACCCCUUUCUGCUGGGGCUGCCCAGCCCUGCCCUCGCCGGGCGCCUUCCUCCUGCAGAACCAGGCAGGCGGGUGCCGCCCCGUCUCGGGUGGGGGACUAUACAGACCCCGUCUCUGCUCCCUGCCCCGCUGCCCCGCGGAGGAGCUGCCCACCCGAUUCCCGGACGGACCUCCCAACUCCGCGCGACAGAGAAUUACUCAGAGACUUUAAAUUAAAAAAAGACGUGAAAAUUUGGAAUAAA
Messenger RNA from Cebus imitator (Panamanian white-faced capuchin), 1896 nucleotides. RefSeq names its product coiled-coil domain containing 106 (gene CCDC106). The coding region runs from base 645 to 1487 and encodes 280 amino acids. Lineage: Eukaryota; Metazoa; Chordata; Mammalia; Primates; Cebidae. The transcript is spliced from 6 exons. The record is from RefSeq and is a predicted model, not a curated record. Gene Ontology annotation, cellular component: nucleoplasm.